Molecule: messenger RNA, 1440 nt
Organism: Saccostrea echinata
Lineage: Eukaryota; Metazoa; Mollusca; Bivalvia; Ostreida; Ostreidae
Exons: 1
Coding region: 1-1440 (479 amino acids)
Source: RefSeq, a predicted model, not a curated record
AUGCAGGUAAGCAGUGUCGUGCAGGUCUAUCCUGUCGUUUCCAACAUAUGUGUUACAACUGUGGCAGCAACCACCCAUUUAAUCACUGUAACAAACAAACACAGCAGCCCUUUCGUUUCCUUAGAAAAUUCUACACCCAAACAAAUAAAAAUAACAAAGAAUUUACCAACCCUUCCAAACAAAGGAAUGACACCAGUAAAAGUAAGUAAAUUGGCAAAAUGGUUAGAUGGAUAUGAUGAAGAUGAAUCCAAAUAUCUAAUAAAUGGUUUCUCUAAUGGGUUUUCGUUGGGUUUUGUGGGUGAAUGCCCUGGUAUUGAAUCAAAGAAUUUAAAUUCUGCUUUCCAAAACCCACAGGUUAUAUCUAGUAAGAUACAAAAGGAAAUUUUGGCUGGGAGGGUUUAUGGACCUUUUGAAAUAAAACCAAGACCUGAUUUACAAUGCUCUCCAUUAGGCUUAGUUGAAAAGAAAGAACCUGGGGAAUACAGAAUGAUUCAUCAUCUAUCAUAUCCAGAAAACAAGUCCAUCAAUGAUGGGAUUCCACCGGAUGAGUCAUUUGUUCAAUACUCAUCGGUUUCAGAUGCUAUUCAAUUAAUAAAAAAUUGUGGAAAAGGUGCAUACUGCUGCAAGACAGAUAUAAAAUCGGCUUUUAGAAUUAUCAACAUGCAUCAAUCACAAUUUAAGUAUUUAGGUUUCAAGUGGAAUAACAAAUAUUAUGUGGACUCCUGCUUGCAAUUUGGUCUUAGUUCUUCUUGUAGAAUUUUUGAAAGAUUUUCAACAGCAUUACAAUGGAUAGCUCAGAAUAAACUGAAAAUAUCUUGCAUAUCCCAUGUUUUAGACGAUUUUAUAAUCAUUAAUAAAUCACCUACUGAAUGUGUUAAACAGUUGAAGGCAUUCCUCGAUAUGUUGAUGGAUAUAGGGGUCCCAAUAUCACUUGAAAAAACAUGUGGACCCAGCCAGAUCAUAACUUACUUGGGAUAUGAAUUGGAUUCAGUUAAAAUGGAAUCUAGGCUUCCAGAUGAUAAGAUCCUUAAGUGUGUUACGAAAAUUGAAUCAAGUUUACAACAACAAAAAUUGACACUCAAGGAAUUGCAGUCACUGAUAGGUUUAUUGAAUUUUGCAUGUAAUGUAGUAUUGCCCGGUAGGUCUUUUCUUAGGAGACUGAUAGACUUGACUAUUGGAAUUAAAAAACAAUACUAUAAAAUUAGAAUGACAGAGGAAGUAAAAGAAGAUCUAAAUGUUUGGCUGAGUUUUCUUUCAAAUUACAAUGGAUCUACCAUGUUUUUGCCUGAUAGGUGGUUAAAUUCUACUGAAAUAAAGUUGUAUACUGAUGCAUCAGGGUCUAUUGGAUAUUCUGCAGUGCUUGGUAGUCAGUGGUUUCAAGGAAUUGGGAUAUUAAUUGGAGAUACCAGAAUAUUGCUAUUUUGGAAUUUUAUCCUAUAG